Molecule: messenger RNA, 282 nt
Organism: Mycotypha africana
Lineage: Eukaryota; Fungi; Mucoromycota; Mucoromycetes; Mucorales; Mycotyphaceae
Exons: 1
Source: RefSeq, a predicted model, not a curated record
AUGAGUAAAAUCGUUCAUGUUAAGUACUGCUGCAACUAUUGCCAGCGCCCGUUGACUGAUUCGACAAGACUGCGUAACCAUUUAUCCAAGAUUCAUAACAUUCAUGUUCCUUCCAUCUCCAGAGGAAAAAGGCGCUUCGAUACCCAGUCAAUUACCUAUGUCAACAAGCUUGGUUAUGGUCAAAAUCAAGACAUUAAUGAAGAGUAUGGCUGUCCUUCGUGCUAUUCCCACUUUCCCGAGAUCGAUUCACUGCAUUCACAUAUCCAGGAGGCACAUGUGAAG